AGUAAGACACGUAUAAUGAAUAGAAAAUAAAAAGAAUAUUUUUAAAAGAUAGAAAGUAUAGGCGAAAGGAAUAUAAUUCUUUGUUAUAUUUUCUCUCUUUCUCUCUCUCUCUCUCUCUCUCUCUUCCUCUCUCUAUUUUUUUCUCUCUUUUUUGCGGGAUAUAGGACUCGUAGCAAUCGCGUACUCGCAAUUUUAUUUCGAAUAAAAAUGCUCGACGUGGUACGUGUUCGUCCAUUAAUUUUUUGGACAUACUUUGCGCAUAAUGCAUCGUAAUUUUUCCCUCACGAGCCAGUGCAUCCUUUUAUACGGAAAGAUGGAAAACAGAGACGAUGGAAUAAAUCCUUCGACGAUGAAAGAUCCCUUCUUUUCGUUAUCUUUAAACAUUGUCUACAUAUAUAUAAAAAGAAGAGGAUCAUACGGAUACGACGAAAGAUCAACAAAUGAAAAUUCUAUACGUCGAGCCAAAACUAUAAGCGACGAAGCUGAGCUAUGGCAAAAAUGGUUGUGCUCACACAUAAACCUUUUUAUACGAAUGGCAUCACGUUUGAAAGAAAUCGAAGAGGAAUAUAUUUCGGAACUAAAGAAAUUGCAACCCGAGAUGAUCGAAGAAAUACGAAGGAUUUUCGCAUACGAGGAGGACGCCAUUGCCGACGACGGAAUUGAGUAUCCGGAAGGAGUUGAGGAUUUUUACGACAUCGAACAAGUGCUCGCAGACAUCGUAAGCGGUAAGGAAAAGUCAGUCGAGGAGAAAGAUGAAGGAGAAGAACGUGCACUCGAGAAAAUCGUGGAGGAGGACGAGGAAAAAGAAGAAAUGGUGAAUGAGAAGAUAGUGAACGAAACUGAGGAGGCUGAGGAGGAGGAGGAUGAAGAGGAGAAGGAACGUAUGGGUGGAGGUGCAGACCAACCGGAGGAGACUACCAACGAAGAAGAUUCUACUGCUGUUAUCUCGGAAAUGGAGGAAGAGAGGGUGGAGGAGAUUGAGGAAAAGGAGGAGGAAAAGGAGGAGGAAAAGGAAGAGAAAAAAGAAAACGAUGAAAUCGUCGAAAAGAAGGAUAAGGAUGAGAUAGUCGAUGAUGAUACGUCCGAGUAUCUGAAAGAGUGGCCCUUGGGAAUACAAUGGGAACCCUUUGGAAUUCAGAAAGAAAAGGAUCGUACGGAUAUUAUCGAAAAAUUAGAAAUACCGAAAACUGUCGAGGAGAUGCAAGAAAUGAUUAGAAAUUUUACCAUCCAAGCUACGAUCUAUCGAUCCUAUUUCAAAUAUUGGAUGGAAAUUGGCGAACAGGCGAUCAAAGAGAUCGUAGGUAGAACGAUCAUGUCUACGGCGAAAUUACGUGGUAUCUUGAAGGAUGAAAACCCGGAGGCAAGUUUAAAACGGUGUUUGAACAAUUCGAAGGGUAGAGCUAAACGGGACUCGUGUUUUUCACCUCCUAUAAAACCUGCUCAAAUGAUGGCUCUUACGAAACGAAUCGGCACGGAAGAGUUUUUGAAAGAGAUGGCACGUGCUGAAGAGAACAUACCGUAUUUUUUCUAUCGAAAAAUUGACCCGGACAUUGAGAUAGCAAUCAAGCACGAUGACGAGGAGGUUAUCCCAUUGGAUCCUGACAAUGAAGUUAUCUUUGGUAAUUACGAAAGUCUUCGUUUUAACCUUACCGAUAAACCCGGAAAGGAUGGUAAAUUUUUGAUAGAUGACGAUUAGAUUUAUUUCUACGAUCCGAUCAAUUUCCCAAUAAAUAUUUUGUCUCAUAUAUAUUUUAAUAUUAUUAUAACAAAUGAAAAGAUAUAUUUUUACGAAUGUUCAUGUUAUCUAACUGAGAUAAUAAUAAUAAAUGAGAGAACGGUGAAGUA
Molecule: messenger RNA, 1845 nt
Organism: Vespa velutina
Lineage: Eukaryota; Metazoa; Arthropoda; Insecta; Hymenoptera; Vespidae
Product: golgin subfamily A member 6-like protein 6
Exons: 9
Coding region: 263-1696 (477 amino acids)
Source: RefSeq, a predicted model, not a curated record